Messenger RNA from Phyllostomus hastatus (greater spear-nosed bat), 2506 nucleotides. It is a transcript of the gene AGPAT1, whose product is annotated as 1-acylglycerol-3-phosphate O-acyltransferase 1. The coding region runs from base 612 to 1475 and encodes 287 amino acids. The transcript has 9 exons. NCBI's taxonomy places the organism in Eukaryota, Metazoa, Chordata, Mammalia, Chiroptera, Phyllostomidae. Gene Ontology annotation, molecular function: 1-acylglycerol-3-phosphate O-acyltransferase activity. The record is from RefSeq and is a predicted model, not a curated record. Gene Ontology annotation, biological process: phosphatidic acid biosynthetic process. Gene Ontology annotation, cellular component: membrane; endoplasmic reticulum.
CAGCAGCGGCCCCAGCCUUCAGAGACAGCAGGAAGGGAGGGAGGUGGGGAGACAAGCCCCCACCAUCCCUACCGCUAUGGGCCCAGACUUCCACUCUCCCCUCCCCUCCAUCGGCCGGGGCUAGGAUACCCCCAAAUCCUAUCGUCCCCUUGGCACCGACACCCUGACCGAGGCAGAGACCCAGCCACCCAUCACCACCGCUGCCGAAGCCUGGCUGGGGAGGGGGCCACCUUCUUAGGCCCCCCUCCCCACUGAGACGGUGAUAUGUACCAUCUUGAUUGUUGUCACUGUGCUUUCACUGUGGCCAGUAUCAAAUGCAUAUAUUGAGGGUGGCAGUGUGACUGAGUGGCUAGGGGCACAAGCUGCUUAGGUGGAAACUGCAAGGUGCCUCUGAGGAGCCAUAUCACCUCAGAUAUCGGAAGCCUUCAGAGAGAGGUGUGGGAGACCAGUCCGGAGCCCCCCACUGCCUCCAUCCUAGAGAGGCUUCCUGGGUGGGUUUCAGUGGGACCCCUGGUGCCAUCCUGUGCCUCCUGCCUUCUGCACCUCAUCUGCCCCACCUGCACCAGGAAUCAGGCCCACUGCCCCUCACCCUAUCCCUGCAGGUGACCAGAAUGGAGCUGUGGCCAGGGGCAUGGACAGUGCUGCUGCUGCUCUGCCUGUUGCUGCUCUUCCUGCUUCCCACCCUGUGGUUCUGUAGCCCCAGUGCCAAGUACUUCUUCAAGAUGGCCUUCUACAACGGCUGGAUCCUCUUCCUGGCCGUGCUCGCCAUCCCUGUGUGUGCUGUGCGAGGACGCAAUGUCGAGAACAUGAAGAUCUUGCGUCUGAUGCUGUUGCACAUCAAAUACCUGUAUGGGAUCCGAGUGGAAGUGCGAGGGGCUCACCACUUCCCUCCUUCACAGCCCUACGUUGUCGUCUCCAACCACCAGAGCUCCCUCGACCUGCUUGGAAUGAUGGAGGUACUGCCUGGCCGAUGUGUACCCAUUGCCAAGCGGGAGCUAUUGUGGGCCGGCUCUGCUGGGCUGGCUUGCUGGCUGGCUGGAGUCAUCUUCAUCGACCGGAAGCGUACUGGGGAUGCCAUCAGUGUCAUGUCUGAGGUCGCCCAGACCCUGCUCACCCAGGACGUGCGGGUCUGGGUUUUUCCUGAGGGCACAAGAAACCACAAUGGCUCCAUGCUACCUUUCAAACGUGGUGCCUUCCACCUUGCAGUGCAGGCCCAGGUUCCCAUUGUCCCCAUCGUCAUGUCCUCCUAUCAAGACUUCUACUGCAAAAAGGAGCGUCGCUUCACUUCAGGGCGAUGUCAGGUGCGAGUGCUGCCCCCAGUGCCCACAGAAGGGCUGACACCAGAUGACGUCCCAACUCUGGCUGACACAGUCCGGCACUCCAUGCUCACUGUUUUCCGGGAAAUCUCCACUGACGGCAGGGGUGGUGGUGACUAUCUGAAGAAGCCUGGAGGAGUGGGCGAGGCCCAGUUCUGAGCUCCCCUCCCGUCUACCCCACUUUCCUCCACACCUCCCAGCCCAGUGGGUUCUGAAGCAGGGCCAGACCCUCUUCGUUUCCCCUCUCCCCACUCCAUGUCCUCUUUGGAAGCUUCAGCUUCUGAAGUGAGUAUCUCUGCCCACCCCAGCUCUCCCCAUGGACUCUCUUGCCUUGGUGCAGUCCCCACUCUGACCCCUACCCACCUCCUGUGCCAUCGUGUCUAUGAGACAGUUGCCUCCCCUUCAUCUCUUCAGUGGCUCAGCCUACCCAUGGGUGGGAGCACUCCAUUCUGUCCCCACUGGACUGUCUUCCUUUGUGGUCUUCUCUCCCUCUCCACCCCAAAUUGACCAGUGGAUUCGUCCAUUCUGUGGGACAGUUUCCCACCCCACAUCCAUGGAUUCAGUGGAUGCAUCUGUUUGUGAGGAGGACUCCUCAUGCUGUGCCUGGAAGCUGGUGCCUGGAACACUCGUCCCAGGCUCCUCCUGGGAAUACUCCUCAGCACCUCACCCUCCUUCCGUGUGGAGCCUCCUUUCAGUGGAGGCUACACUCCUCACUCAGAGUUCUCAUCCCUGCCGUGCCCAGGUGCCCAGGAGUGAGCAACCUUCUGGAAGCCAGUUUGGUCUUCACAUUUCUGCUUCCCUGUCCCCAUGGUACAUUUCUUCUGUGGCCCUGGCCCCACCCACCCUCCUGCAGCCCUGCUAUACCAUUCUAACCACACAAGGGGCAAGAGGCAGGCAGCAAGUACUGUACUCACUGCUCCCUGGAGGGCUGGGGGGAAAGCACUGAACCCUGGCUGAAGGGGAUGGCUUUUAAUUUAUUUCUUUCUUUUGAGGUUUCCCCCUCUGAGCCAGUUUUCAUUUCCUGCCUGUGGCAUUAGCCGCUCCCUGUCUCCUAUGCCAGACCUGUGCCCACAACAGGGAAGGGCUAGGAGCAAAAGGAGAAGGUGGAAUUUAGUUUUAUGUCAUUGGUUUUUAUUAAUUAUCUGGAUAAUAGCAAGGAACCAGAAUAAAGAUUGAGAGAUCUGGACAUA